This is a messenger RNA of Camellia sinensis, 1733 nucleotides long. RefSeq lists its product as uncharacterized. The record is from RefSeq and is a predicted model, not a curated record. NCBI's taxonomy places the organism in Eukaryota, Viridiplantae, Streptophyta, Magnoliopsida, Ericales, Theaceae.
CGGCCGCAACAGCCAUCCCAGCAUAUAUUCCCUCCCUCCUCCUCCAGAGAGAAGAAGAAAUCCAACAACAUAUACAUAUAGAGAGAGAAAAUCUCUGUAUAUAUAUACAUGUAGAGAGAGAGAGAGAGGCCUCUCACGGCGUUGGUGUCGUAGCAGAUCUUGAAUCCCUACCCCUUCUCUACGAAUAAAAUCGCACAUUCUCUUCAAGAACCUGUUCUGCUAUUUCAAGAACUAGUUCGGGAUCGACGAGACAGCGUUCGUUUGAUCCAUUUUUUUUUUCUGUCGAUACAUUUGGUUCGAAGAAGCAUAAUAAUUCCUCGUUCUGAAUCUCUGGUAUUUUGAAUCAGUUAUUGCUGUUUUGUGAUCAAAUCACUACAUUUUCGAGAGAGAGAGAGAGAGCUUGGUGAGCUGUGUAGUAGGGGAAAUUGGAAGUGUGUUGUCGUUUGCUCUGUUUUUUUGUGUUAAAAUUUGAAGGAGUUGUUCAAUUGGAAUGGCGUUUUAGUUGAUUUUGAAGGCCGACAUGGAUGAUCGAGGAGGUUCAUUUGUAGCUGUUAGGAGAAUUUCGCAAGGCAACACCUGCCAUUCAACUUCUGGAAUGACUUAUACAAGUUCGGAUCUGUCGAUUGAAAUUAGUUCAUAUAAGAUUCAUGCCUACUUGCAUUGAUAUUUGUGCUGAGGUUGUGGCAGGAUCAGCAGCAUGGCUUGGCAGAGGUCUUUCUUGUGUUUGUGUCCAAAGGAAAGAGAGUGAUGCUCGCCCAUCAUUUGAUUUGACUCCUGCCCAGGAGGAAUGCUUACAAAGGUUACAGAACCGUAUAGAUGUUUCUUAUGAUAGUUCAAUCCCAGAACACCAGGAAGCCUUGAGGGCUUUGUGGAAUGCUUCCUUUCCGGAAGAUGAGUUUUGUGGUUUAGUAUCUGAACAGUGGAAAGAAAUGGGUUGGCAAGGAAAAGAUCCGUCCACAGACUUUAGGGGUGGUGGUUUUAUAUCACUGGAGAACUUGUUAUAUUUUGCUAGGAAUUUUCCGAAAUCCUUCCAGGAUCUUCUUCGAAAGCAGGAAGGUGAUCGUUCCAUAUGGGAAUAUCCUUUUGCUGUUGCUGGUGUGAACAUCACGUUCAUGCUUAUUCAGAUGCUUGAUCUUGAAGCAGUAAAGCCACGAAGAAUGGUCGGAGCAAGUUUCUUGAAGUUUCUUUCAGAAAACGAAUCAGCAUUUGACCUUCUCUACUGUAUCACGUUCAAGCUGAUGGAUCAUCAAUGGCUUUCCAUGCAUGCAUCAUACAUGGACUUCAAUUCGGUGAUGAAAGCUACUCGCCGUCAGCUGGAAAAUGAGCUUCUGCAAGAGGACAUAACACGGCUUGAAGACUUACCCUCGUACAGCCUUCUCACACGAUAGUUUAGUACUUUUGUGAGAUUCAGAGCAAAGAUGACUUUUGUAAGAAACUUCCCCGCCAUCAUCUGAUGCAUUUGCUUCCUUUUGUCUCUUCUCUCGUGGUAUUCUCGACUACUUGGUUUUUUGUUCAUGAUAUUGUGCUUUCCAAGAUAAUCUUGAAGCGAUGUUAUAUCUUCUGAUUUGAUUUCUCAAAAGAAAAAAGGAGGGGUUGUGUUUGUGUGAUUAGGUUACAGGUUUUUGAAGAAGAAGAUGCCCUAUAUAAGCCUUUUGUGUUGCACUUUCUGAAUUGACCAUGUGAGAGUUUAUUAUUCAAUGAAAAUAUCACGUGUCAGUUACACUGAAUUUUUA